UUUAAAUUGAUGUUUUUAUUAUUUGUAAUAAAUAAUUAAUAAUAUUAACAUUUAUAAUGCAAUGUAUAUAAAUGAAUUUAAUAAUAUUAAAGUUUAAUAUUAUUAAAUUUACUAAUAAUUAUCAACAAGUAUUAAAUUAUAAUUAAUUUAUUAUAUUAAUAUCUUAUAUAUUAAUAUAAUAUAUAAAAAUAUUUAUAAAAAAACAUGUCAAAGAAAUUAUUUUUAAAAUUUAUUAAUUUCAAUAAUUUUUCUGAUUGAAUAUAAUUCCUAUUUUAAAAUAGGAAUAAUUCACCGCUAUAAAUCGCACAGAAUAUAUCAAAUAUUUUGAUUUUUUGUGCAACUGAUAUUUCAAAACAUUGAACAUUAAAGUUAGGUCUAUUUUGUGUUUUGAUUUUUUAUACAAAUUCUUAUAAUGUAAUUUUGUAGUAUCAUUUAAAAUUAUAUUUUUUUCGUAUAAUUAUAUGUAAUUUAUAAAAUAAAUUUUAUAAGUAAAUUAAUUUGGAAUCAUAUAGAUUCUAUGAAUUAGUUUCUAUGACAACCAAGUAAAAAACAAACAAGUCAUAAUGUACUUUAACUAAACAGCACUAACUGAUUAAAUAUCUAUACAAACUACUAGUUUAUACCAAAAAUAUAUUCAAUAAAGAGAAAAAAUAUUUUAAAUAGAUUAAUAUAAUGCAAAGACCACAAACUAGUACUGCUGUAUUACAAAAUAAAUUUGAAAGGUUUUAUAAAGGAACAAAGAAUGAAUCAGUAGAAUUUUCUGGGAAUACUCGGCCAGGCACACCUGGUCAAAAUGUAUUGGCAAGACCACCAUCAUCCUUUGCUGCACUCAAUCAAGUAUCAACUGGUAAUUCACGUUUAAAUACAAUUAAUUCAAGUAAUUCUGGAACAUGUAAUAUUACAUUUCCUUUGUCUGGUCAAAUGAAUAUAAAUAUUUUGGAAAGACCAAUCACUCAACAUGGAGUGGCAGGUCUUAGACCUGGAACCGGUAGAAAUUUGUCAAUGACUAGACAAAUUCAAGAUAAAAGAUAUUAUAAUGGACUUAUGCAAUUAAAAAUUAGAGAAUUAAAUCAAGAAAUUGCUGUUAUUAUGAAAGAUAUUGAAGAUCAAACUAAAGAAAGAGCUACUUAUCUGCAUUAUGAUAAGAGAGCCAAAGAUUUGGCUAUGGAAUUAACAGCUUUGCAAGGGCAACUAGCUGAUUAUAAUAUCAUUGUAGAUAAAAUGACAUCUGAUAUUGGAAAAGAAAUUAUUGAAGAAGAAACUGAAAAACUUGCUAGAAAAAAUGAAGAAAUUUUAUCAAGAAUUGAAAAUAUGUUUGAAGAAAGAAAACAAUUAGAACAAAAGCUAACAAAAAUACAAAACCAAUUAGAAGAUGAAAAGAAAAGAACAGAACGACUUAUAGACAGUAUGGAUUCUGAUAUGAAGGAAAAAUAUGAUGAAUUAUUAAAAGAAAAAAUAAAAGUGGAAGAAAAAGCAAAUGAACUGCAACAAAAAUUGGAUGAAUUAUACAAAGAACAAGUUUAUUUAGAAGAAGAAGUAACAUUAUCUCCUUUGAAACAAGAAGCAGUUAAAUUACAUCUUAAAAUAAUAGAAAUGGAAGAAAAAAGAGAUAAGUUAAAAGAAGAAGAGAAACAAAGAAUUUCACCAGAAGAAGAAAAAGAAAAAUUAUUACAGAAAAUUAAGCAAGAUAAUAUGGAUAUUGCAGCUGCUGAAGCUCAAUUGUCUGAAAAAAAAAAACAAACUCAAGAAACAGAACAAAAACUUGAACAAUUAGAAGCAGAUAUAGAAGAUACUCAAUCUGAAAAACAAAUUAAAUAUAAGGAGCUUCGUAAACGAGAAGAAACUAUAGAGCAAUUUAUGAAUUCUUUUGAUCAAAAUAAAGAAGAUGAAAGUAAAAAAUUGCAUAAAUUAGAAAAUACAAUAGUUGAAUAUUUAGAAAAUAUUUCGAAUAUGUUAAAUAUUGAUAUCGAUUUUAUAGGAAAUGAUGAAAUGGCUAUUCUUAAUAGUUUACCAUCUUUCAAUGAAUAUGAAGAUAUUAACAAGGAUUGUAAUUUUGAAAAAUUAACAAAAGAAAAUUUAAAGUUGCAGGAAAUUUUUAAUAAAAUGCAAAUGUUAGAAGAAAAACUUAAAGCAGAAUUUGCUGAAUUUAAUGAAAAAAUGACUGAUAAAGAAAAUAAGUCAAUAAUUGUAGAAGAUAUAGAUACUUUGAAAACUAAAUUGACACUAAAACAAGACCAAUUAAUAGCAGAAUGUGAACAAUUGAAACAUGAACAAGAAAAAUAUGAAGAAGAGAUUAAAACAAUUCAAUCAGAAUAUAAUGAAAUAAAACAACGUUUAGAAAAUAAUGAUAUAUAUGUUCAAGUUAGUACAUUAGAAAAUACUGUAGAAAAAUUGCAAAAAGAACGUAAAGAUAUUGAAGAAUUUAUUACCAAAGAAAAAGAACGUGGUAAUUAUAAUCCAGUAAAAAAAGAAACUUUUAAUACAAUAAAUAUUUAUAAUUCUUUGUUAAAAGAAAGUCUAAAAACUAUUUAUUAGUUAAAUUCUUUAUAACUUUUCUUGUUUCUAUUUUAUUAAUAUUAAAGGAACUAGAAAAUAAUUUGAUUUAUUGAUUUUUCAAUGCAAUAUAAUAUUUAGAAAUUAAAUAUGAAAAACAUUAUUAUUAAAUUAUUAAAUUAUUUAUAAAAAUAAUCAUGAAUCAUUUUUUUAUAUUAUUAAUUGCAUUUUUUAAUUAAAUUUUAUGAAAUUAUUUUAUUAAAUUCGAAAAAAUAUAUAUACAAUUUUCACAUAACCAAAAUAAUUCGAAACAAAUAAAGUUAUUUCGAGAAGAAUAAAUUUUGUUGAGUUUUAUUCUUUUGUUGUAUUAAUUAUAUUGUGAUCUAAUAAAUAAUUAUUUAUAUGUAUGUAUCAUUUGAUAGAUUAUAAAAUAAAAUAAAAAUACAAUAUAUAAUUUUAAAACCUUUUAAUUUAAAUAAAAUUAAAAAUUUAAUAAAAUUUUUCUUAAAAAUUGAUAUUUUAAUUGUAUGACACAAAAUUUCGUAAAAGUAUAAUAUUAAUAUAGUAUUUAACAUAUAUAUUUUAAAUUAUUUGUAAUACUUACCUAAAAUGUAAUAUAAGGAAAAGUAACAUAAAAAUGGCAAUAACCCAAAUAUAAAUAAAUAUGCUUUUAAGGUUUAAAAUUUUAUUCGGUAUAUUUGGAUAUUACAAGAAAAAAUUAAUUUUUUAUAUUAAAAUUGUUUAUAUCAAUUACAAAAAUAUGAUUAUUAAUGUAGAUGGAUAUUAUGAAUUUUAAUUGAAAUUAUUUUCUGAGAACAAAACUAUUGAUUACAAUUUUAAUUGUUAAUAAAUAUAAUAUAAUAUUAAAAAUAAUACACACACACGACACGCAAAUAUAAUGACAAUAAAUAUUGAAAAAAAUUAUAUCGUGAUAUAUAUUACCAUAAUAGAUAUUUGAUAAAUAGAUAUUUGAAAAAAACAUACAGCACACAACACAGCAAAUUAUUAUUAAUAAAUUAUAAAAAAAAAAUAUAUAAUGAAGUAAUACGGUUAUACAAGUAUGAUUAUCUUACUUACAUUCUAAAUUUUUAUACUACAAAUUUAGUUCAUUAAAUAUUUUAUAAAUUAUCUUAUAAAAUCUACUUUAAUAUAUAAUUUACCAUACGUAAGACACUUACAAAGUAUAUCUUGUUAUUAAAUUAUAAACUAUAAUAAAAAUUUUUAUUUUAAAUUAUGAUAAGAUGUUUUUAAAUUAAGUUAUAUAUAUUUAAUUAUUAAUUACAUUUUGGAUUUAAUCUUGAUUUUUUUUUCGCUUUCUUCAGAAUAUCGUAGACUAGAUUUA
This is a messenger RNA of Apis cerana (Asiatic honeybee), 3835 nucleotides long. Its product is annotated as intraflagellar transport protein 74 homolog. Gene Ontology annotation, molecular function: beta-tubulin binding. The record is from RefSeq and is a predicted model, not a curated record. Lineage: Eukaryota; Metazoa; Arthropoda; Insecta; Hymenoptera; Apidae. Gene Ontology annotation, cellular component: intraciliary transport particle B; cilium. Gene Ontology annotation, biological process: cilium assembly; intraciliary transport involved in cilium assembly.